AUGCUUCGCAUUGGGGUCGACGUUGGCGGUACGAACACCGAUGGUGUCUUGAUCGACGUCUCUAGGACCGCUGAACCCAACCGUGGUAUUCUGGCGUCUUUCAAGAGCCCUACGACCCCCAAUGUAUCUGAGGGAAUCGAGACGGCCGUGCAGACCGUCAUGGAGGAAGCAAGGGUAGAUCCUCACGAGAUCACAUCCUUGACGAUUGGAACGACGCAUUUCAUCAAUGCUGUUCUCGAGCAGGACGUCAGGCGAUUGAAGAAGGUUGCAGUUAUUCGUAUCUGUGGACCAUACACUCGCCAAUGUCCACCUUUUGUUGACUUUCCACCUCAGCUCCGUGACAUCAUGGAGGGCCAUGUCGGCUAUGUCGACGGUGGUCUCCAGAUCGACGGUAGCGAGAUUCUCCCCCUGAGUGAGGAACAAGUUGUCGCCGAGUGCAAGAUCAUCAAGUCAAAGGGCAUUAACAACGUUGUCUUGGUUGGCGUAUUCAGUGCGCUCGAUACGGAGGGGAACUAUGAGCUGAAGGUGAGAGAGGUCGUCCUGAGGGAGCUUGGAAGGGACGUCAAUGUGGUGUGCUCUUCGGAAGUCGGCCAUCUGGGUCUUCUGGAGCGUGAGAAUGCUUCAAUUCUCAACGCUUCUAUUCUUACCUUCGCUCAGCGCACCAUGCGUGGUUUCAAGCGCGCCAUGCACCGUCUUAAUCUCUCUUGCCCUCUCUACCUCACUCAGAACGACGGUACCCUCACGACAGCCGCCAAGGCAGCUGCUCUUCCUAUCCGCACGUUCGCCUCUGGCCAGACAAAUUCGAUGCGCGGUGCUUCUUACCUCGCAGGACUGGAUCUUCGCAAGGAAUCUGGGAAGUCGAUCAUUGUUUGCGAUCUGGGCGGUACAACCUGUGAUGUUGGCGUGCUACUUCCCUCCGGUUUCCCUCGUCAAGCUGCCGCAUACAUCGAAGUUGGUGGCGUCAGGACCUCGUUUUCGAUGCCUGACCUCUUGAGUAUCGGUUUGGGUGGUGGCUCGCGUGUCAGGCAUGAGGAAGUUCACGGGAAGACUACUGUCGGCCCCGACUCGGUCGGUCACUUCAUAACGCGCGACGCCAAAGUAUUUGGUGGUGACGUCCUGACUGCGACUGACAUUGCCGUGGCUCUUGGCCGAGCCGACGUCGGCGACAAGUCGAAGAUCGCAGACGUUACACCUGAUCUUGCCGCUGCCGCUCAGGCAUCGAUCAAGAAGCAACUCGAGAACGUCAUUGAUCGCAUGAAGACGACGCCGGAGGAUGCGACCGUCCUCAUGGUUGGUGGUGGAUCUAUCAUCGCACCUGAUUCGCUAGAGGGUGUUGGUGAGAUCCUGCGUCCACCGUUCUUUGGCGUUGCCAAUGCUGUUGGUGCUGCUAUGGCAAAGGUUGCAGGCGAGGUCGAUACGAUCGAGAUCCUCGAGGGCAAACAACUUUCUGAAGUGCUCGAGAAGAUCAAGAAGGAUGCACUUGCGCGCGCUAUCGCUGCCGGUGGUGACCCUGGCAAGGUCUCGGUUGUAGAGGUGCAGAACCUGCCUGUGCAGUAUGUGACGAACCAGGCGACCCGCAUCAUUGUCAAGGCUACCGGAGAGCUCGGCGUUGAAGGAGCAUCUGGUAUUGGUCAGGAAGACAUAAAGAUUAUUCCAGAGGAAGACGAGGAGGUCGAGCCUCCGAAGCAAGUUCUCAAGAAAGCGAAUCAAAUAGAGAAGUUUGACCCCCUCACAUAUAGGCCAACAAUCAACGAGCAUCGCGAGUGGCUGCUUUCUGAGACCGACCUUGAAUGGAUUGCCGAAGGUGCCUACAUUCUGGGCACUGGUGGUGGAGGCUCGCCGUACUCUCCUAUGCUGAUGUGCAAGGAGCUCAUCCGGGAAGGCAAAGUGCCGAAGAUCGUGGAUCCCGACGAUGUUCCCGCUGACAAGCUCUUUAUGCGCACUUGUUUCAUGGGUUCACCUUCCGUGGGCAUGGAGCGUAUGACUGGCGGCAACGAGAUGCCCGCUGCGCUUGACGCUCUCAUGAAGCACAUGGACAUCACCGAAAUUGCUGGCACAAUCUCCGACGAGAUUGGUGGAGGGAACGGUAUCGCACCUAUUGUCGUCUCUGGCAGCAUUGGGGUCGCUACCCUCGACUGUGACCUCAUGGGACGGGCUUAUCCGAACAUGGACCAAACGCUCCCUGCCGUCUUCGGCAUUAAACAUGCCAGCUACCCCGUUGCGCUCGCCGAUGGAGUUGGCAACUCUUUAGUUAUGCAUACUGCCAAAGAGUCGAAGUCCGUCGAGACAAUCUUGCGUAAUGUCUGCACUACCAUGGGCUCCAGUGCUGCGGUGGCGGUGGCGCCUUUGAACCGCAAGCAAUGCCAGGACUAUGGCGUCCCAUACUCCGUCUCCCAAUCUUGGCGGUUGGGUCGUGCCAUUGCCAUUUGCCGAGCAAAGAACGACAUGAAGGCGGUUCCGUCCGCCAUCUUCGAAGUGCAGGGCGGCAAGUGUCUGUUCGUGGGCAAGAUUGUCGACGUCAAGCGCGAAGUACGUGCCGGGUGGACAUGGGGUGAGGUCACCAUCGCCGCCUUGCAGGAUGAUGAGCAGGACGAAACGACCAAGGAUCCCAUGGUUCCCACUUACGGACCCAACGACCUGCUUCGCAUUCCGUUCCAGAACGAGAAUAUUGCUGCCUAUCUGGACAAACCCGACAGGACUCGUGAGAUUCUCACCUCUGUACCCGAUCUUGUAUCUGUCCUUGACAGUCAAUCUGGCUCCAACCUUGGUACACCGGAGUAUCGCUACGGUCUUCGCGUUACUGUCAUUGCCCUCGCAGGCGAUGAGAAGUGGACUAAGACAAAGCAAGGACUGAUUUCUGGCGGCCCGCCUCGAUUUGGCCUUGACAUUCCCUUCGUCGCCGCUGGCAAGUACAGGACACCCAGCAGCGUUAUCAAGGAAUAUUCUCCGAAAUAA
Dacryopinax primogenitus is the source of this 2955-nucleotide messenger RNA. Its product is annotated as hydantoinase. Gene Ontology annotation, molecular function: 5-oxoprolinase (ATP-hydrolyzing) activity. Gene Ontology annotation, cellular component: cytosol. The transcript has 4 exons. The coding region runs from base 1 to 2955 and encodes 984 amino acids. Lineage: Eukaryota; Fungi; Basidiomycota; Dacrymycetes; Dacrymycetales; Dacrymycetaceae. The record is from RefSeq and is a predicted model, not a curated record. Gene Ontology annotation, biological process: glutathione metabolic process.